UAUAGGAAUACGGCCAUUCAGACAGAUUGGUAGCCAGAUCACCACAGAAGAACCGCUUGCACUGCCAACCACAGCCUUCUCAGGCCAAUGUCUCGGCUUUUGAAUGCUACACAGUAACCACUCCCGGCAUCCCACGCUUCCCCGGAGUGCCCUACACUUCAGGAUGUUGAUGAUCUUCCGCCACGUCAACCUCGAUCGACUUUCCUCCCCGUCGAUUCACCCAUCACCCACCACUCUAACAAUCGAUCCACCCACUCACCACCUCGCGCUUCCUCAAAAGUCUCUCCAUUGCUCCAAACCUUCGUCUCAAGCUACCACCAAAGGCAAUACCUGCCGCCAAUCUACUUCCCCAUGCGCCACCACCUACUCCUCCGGAAUCCCAACUGGGUCCCUCCCACCACGGCGGACGUGCCAACGUUGCUUGCGGGGUCCUCCCCUGACCGUUGGGUGUUCCGUCACGCCGUACUACCGGCCUAGCAACGCUUCACCCCAUAUCCGCAUUGCUUGCCUACUGUGUUUUUUUUUCUCUCUCGUCAUUUGGACGACGUUGGAUUCAAAUCUCAAGGUAAGACUUCGGGCUGCCUGACGUACAGUACAACCCAGUCGCCUCAUCUGGGGGAACAUGGGUGACGACGGGAAGCAUUCCUCAUCUUGCAAGGUCAAUGCUACCAACAUUGUUUCGGUCAAAUGGGCACUCCACUGGGUACUCGUCCUUCGACCUACAAACGCAUCUUGUUCUAUUCAUUUCAUUCCGUACGGAUAUUCCGCCCGGACUUUGCACGCUAGGGAAUGCCACGCCUCGGGAGCUAUAUACCAUAUU
Molecule: messenger RNA, 820 nt
Organism: Colletotrichum godetiae
Lineage: Eukaryota; Fungi; Ascomycota; Sordariomycetes; Glomerellales; Glomerellaceae
Exons: 1
Coding region: 104-586 (160 amino acids)
Source: RefSeq, a predicted model, not a curated record